This is a messenger RNA of Arabidopsis arenosa, 747 nucleotides long. The record is from the annotation of a GenBank genome assembly. NCBI's taxonomy places the organism in Eukaryota, Viridiplantae, Streptophyta, Magnoliopsida, Brassicales, Brassicaceae.
AAACAGAACCGGAUUCGUUAAGGAAAUAACCCAAAAUCUCUGAAACACGAGAACAUUCAUUACUUUAACGGAGAAUGGCCUCGAUUGUCGGAGUUCGAACAAGAUUCCUGAGUCUCGGGAAGUUUCCACAAAUCUCUACUUCACUGUUAAGACUCCAUAAUCCUCGUAAUCAUCAUAAUCCUCCUCUUCUUCCUCUUCCUUCAUUCUCUGCCGCUCAUAGUCGUCAUCGUCCUCUGCUUUGGCUUCGCUCAUCUCUGCCUGUGUCCUCCAUGACCACUCAGGCUGAAUCUGGGUCUUCCCAGCAAUCCGAUUCUUCCAAAACGGUUAGGGUGGUGAUAAAGGGAAGAGUACAGGGAGUGUGUUACAGAAACUGGACUGUUGAGAACGCUGAGCAGCUUGGGGUUAAGGGAUGGGUGAGGAACCGCAGGGACGGUUCAGUGGAAGCACUCUUUUCUGGACCACCUGAAGCUGUUGAUGAGAUGCAUCAUAGGUGUCGCCGUGGUCCUCCUGCAGCCAUGGUUACCGGUUUGGAGGCUUUCCCUUCCACUGAAGAUCCGGGAUCAAGUUUUGAAUACAGAUCAACCGUCUGAUUUUUUUUAACAGAACCAUGUUCCGUGCCAACAAGAAGAAAUACUGAAGAUUCCACAAGGAAGAAGAAAACUUUUGUUCUCCAGCAGUAGUUGCAGAAGAUUCUGAGAAAAUUUACGUAAAGAACAACGAGAAAUGUAAUGAAACAGAGUUUCAUUC